Molecule: messenger RNA, 2181 nt
Organism: Trichoderma asperellum CBS 433.97
Lineage: Eukaryota; Fungi; Ascomycota; Sordariomycetes; Hypocreales; Hypocreaceae
Biological process (GO): fungal-type cell wall biogenesis; transmembrane transport
Cellular component (GO): membrane
Source: RefSeq, a predicted model, not a curated record
AUGCUUGCCUCCACCUCUCUCAAUACCUGCCAGGACAACUCAGGUCUUCAGGCCAGUUUCUUCAACGCCGUCUACACCCCGAAUAACAACUCGGCCACCAUCAAUCUGGUAGCCACCUCCUCUGUUACAGGCUACGUCAUGUUCGAUAUCGAAGCUUCGGCUUACGGAUACACCUUUCUCAAGACCACUAUCGACCCGUGCAAGAUCAAGCUAGCUGGCAUGUGUCCCAUGACGGCUGCUGCCAAGUUGAAUCUUCCGUUCAGCCUCAAUGUCCCCGCAGAUGCAGCCAAAUCGAUUCCCUCCAUCGCCUACACCAUUCCUGAUCUGGAUGCUAUGGUCAGGGUACGCGUUAACCUCACAAGCACCCACGAAAGUAUUGCUUGCGUCGAAGCCAACAUCUCCAACGGCUUGACAGUUGAUCUGGUUGGUGUGAAAUGGGCUACAGCCAUUAUUGCCGGUAUUGCUUUGGUUUCAUCCGCCGUCUUCAACGGACUCGGCCACUCCAACACCGCUGCCCACGUUGCUGCCCUCUCGCUCUCCCUCUUUGGCUAUUUCCAGGCCCAGGCCAUGCUCGGUUUGACUGGCGUAGAGCUGCCUCCCAUCGCUCAGGCUUGGACUCAAAACUUCCAGUGGUCUAUGGGCAUCAUCCACGUCGGCUUCAUGCAGACCAUCUUCACCUGGUAUCAGCGUGCUACGGGCGGCACCCCGGCCACUCUCUUUAGCUCGCUCGGAUCUGUUUCCGUCUCUGUCCAGAAGCGUGGUCUGGAUGCUGGUCUCGGUGCUGGCAAGGAACUGAUGAGGCGCGGUCUCGCUCUCAUGCCUGCGUCUGCCAUGCAUAUUCUGAAACGAAGCGGCAACAUCUUGUCCCCGGCUGGAGGCUAUGUUGUCUACGGAAUUCAGCGUGUGGCUUUCAAGGCCAAGGUUGAAACCACCAACCUCUUUCUCACAGGUCUGACUUUCUUUUGGCUCUUUGCCAUCUUGACCAUGCUUGGCAUCACCUUGUUCAAGUUUGCUUUGGAAGGCUUGGCCAAGCAGGGCGUCAUGAAAUCAGACAAGUUCCUCGAGUUCCGCAACGGUUGGCGUACCGUUCUCAAGGGUAUCCUCUACCGUAUCGCCCUCAUCGGUUUCCCGCAGCUUUCUAUCCUAUGUCUCUGGGAAUUCACGCAACGCGACUCCCCUGCCGAAGUUGUGCUUGCCGUCUUCUAUUUCUUUUGUCCACUUAUUGCCCUUGCCUGGGGAGCUAGCAAGGUGAUUCAGAUUGCCCGUCGAUCCAUCAACAUGCACGGAAACGCAGCCUACAUCCUCUUCUCAGACCCCCAGGCUCUUAACAAAUGGGGCUUUUUGUACGUGCAGUUUCGUGCCUCUGCCUACUACUUCAUCGGACCCAUCCUGCUGUACACCCUUGUCAAAGCCAUGUUUGUGGCUUUUGCGCAGAAGACUGGCGUCGCCCAAGCUGUCGGCUUCAUCAUCCUCGAGAUUGGCAUGCUCAUUGCCGCGUCGGUGUUGCGCCCGUGGAUGGAUAAGAAGACCAACUCGUUCAACAUUGCCAUUUACGUCAUCAACUUCUUGAACUCCAUCUUCUUGCUCAUCUUUACCAACGUUUUCGGCGCGCCUUUGUUGGCUAUUGGUGUUGUUGGCGUCAUUUUAUUCGUCCUCAAUGCCAUCUUCUCCACGGUCCUUCUGCUCAUGGUUGUCGCCUCAACUAUUUAUUCCAUCGUGCGCAAGAACCCCGAUGCCCGGUACCAGUUCAUGGCAGAUGACCGGGCGUCGUUUAUGAAGUCACAAACCCAGCUCAACAAUGGCGCUGCCACUGAAUUAGACGCAUUGGCAGCUACCGCUAGAGGCGACAAGGCAUCUUACAAGCUCGGAGACGAAGAAUCGAUUGCAUCUGACGAAAUGCGCCACCCUACGGAAACCACUACCAGCAUGGCUUAUGCUCCUCAGACCAUGAACCCUCAAGCUGGCUUCUACCAGCCGACUCGUUCGGUAUCCCCCGUCAACCCAUCUGUGCCACUCUUCCCAGCCAACGACCAGCAGUCCCAUUCAUCAUACGGUCACGGCUCAUCACCAGCGCCAAUUGGGCGCGUUCCUUCGUAUGGCAGCAACCACAACACGAGCCCCGGUGGCUACCGAGCACAAAACAACGCAAGCCCCUGGCAGCGUGGUGCCGGUUACGACUAA